Messenger RNA from Fusarium venenatum, 453 nucleotides. RefSeq lists its product as uncharacterized. NCBI's taxonomy places the organism in Eukaryota, Fungi, Ascomycota, Sordariomycetes, Hypocreales, Nectriaceae. The record is from RefSeq and is a predicted model, not a curated record.
AUGUCUCCAAAAGACUUUUUCAUAAAGUACUUGAACUUUCAACGGAAAAAGAAACAAGAAGAAACCGACAAGUCCAAACCAGCAGCAGCACCUGUCAAAUCCACUCCAAACAGCAUACCAGAUGUUGUUGAACAACUUCAAAAGAGACCUGUAAACAGACCCAAAUCUACCCGUCCUUGGUCUACUUAUACCAGUCCCCAAGCUGCCAACGACGGAGGGACCUACCUCCUAGGGAACCCUUACGGAGGGUCUUCAACCACUGGGGCUCACCAUGACCAUGGCCAUAAGGAUGGAGACCAUUGGGGAUGGUCAGGCGUAGAAAACGGUGCAGGCGGUUCUCAUCAUGAUAGUGGAGGAAGCAGUGGCGAUCACAGCAGUGGAGGAUGUAGCAGUGGUGAUAGUGGUGGAGGAGGAGGAGAUUGCGGCGGUGGAGGUGGCGGCGGAGGAGAUUGA